AAAUACGUGUUUCCUCCACUGUAAAUGUAUAGCCUCAAUGUCCUGAGAUAGCUGAUUGAUUUAAUAGUUUGAUGUACAAUGUGUCUCAAUGGAGAAGAAGAAACCUCAGAUUCCUGAGAGUCCAUCGAGGUGAGUUCCUCCGAGGAGACGUCCCCCGCUGUGUCCCCUUCCCAGGAUCCCCCCCACAGGACCCCAUCACAGAGACACCCCUACCUAACGUGAUCCAGGAGACUGAACCUCCUUCCUCACUCCCUUCCUCACCUCCUCAUCUCCUUCCCUCCUCUCCUCUCAGAGGACCCUCAGACCUCCACAGACCCCCUCCCUCUCCUCCCUGAAGACCCAGCAAACAUAGCUCUGUUUGUGGACGUUUCUCCAGCUUCCGCCGUCCAGUCGAUCGCCUGGAUCGGGGUCGUACCCUUCAAAGCGAAGGCGGUUAAGAAGGAUUGACAAAAGGAUUGGACGACGACAUGCACGCGCUA
Trematomus bernacchii (emerald rockcod) is the source of this 479-nucleotide messenger RNA. Its product is annotated as vegetative cell wall protein gp1-like. The record is from RefSeq and is a predicted model, not a curated record. The transcript is spliced from 2 exons. NCBI's taxonomy places the organism in Eukaryota, Metazoa, Chordata, Actinopteri, Perciformes, Nototheniidae. Bases 72 to 335 code for a protein of 87 amino acids.